UAAGGCAAGACCUCUCCGUUGCUUCUUUGGGUAGCCCUGCUCACUAAAUAAUUUCGAGGGGACUUGCUAAUCAUAGUGUGUCUUCUGCAAGCUUAGGAAAGAUUCGAGUAGAAGGUUCCUCCCCAUUAUUUGCAUCCAUCCAGACAACAUGGACGACUCGGCCCUGUUCAUGGAAUGGGCAAUGGACACGUUAGAGCAGGAGCACCCGGACCCAGUGGUGGUCGUCAACGGCGACUCCGGCGACGCAGCCUUCCCCUCGCUUCAGGCACUCCGUGAACAGCGUCUUGUCUUCGAAGGGCUGAUUACCGGAGCCAAUCCGGCAAGCAGCGGGAGCUCCGGCGAAACAACCGACGGCAGCGGGGGCAAUUUCUCGUCCCCAGCGGCCAUGGAGCACGGCGUCUGGCCCCCGUCCCCGAACUCGGCCAGGUGCGCUCCAAGACUUUCCAGGCACGGUGGAGGCACCAACCUUCCGGUCACAAGCUGGAAUUUCUGCGCCGCUUCCGCGCUGCCUGCCAGUGACGGCACACUGGACAGUGGCAGCGCCGGGCCUGUCGUCCCGGAAAUGGUGUGCGGGUCCCAGCCGACGAGGAGGGCCGCCGCAAGGAGCCCCACCGGUACCGGACCCGUGUCGUCGGGGCCGCCGUACGCGCAGGACCAUAUCAUGGCGGAGCGCAAGCGCCGCGAGAAGAUUAACCAGCGCUUCAUCGAGCUCUCCACCGUCAUCCCCGGCCUCAAGAAGAUGGACAAGGCGACGAUCCUUUCCGACGCGACGAGGCACGUCAAGGAGCUGCAGGAGAAGAUCAAGGCCCUCGAGGCAGCCACCGGCCGCAGCAACAGGAGCAACGAGACCGUGGUACUCAUCAAGAAGAAGCCGCGCCACGCCGACGCCGCCGUCUCAGAUCAGAACCAGAACGGCUCGCCCUCGUCGGCGUCGUCGGGGGCACCGGCUUCGAAGAACCCACUGCCGGAGAUCGAGGUGCGGUUCUCGGAGACCGGCGUCAUGGUGAGGAUCCUCUGCCACGACGUCAAGGGGGUGGUGGUGAGGGUGCUGUCGGAGGUGGAGGAGGGGCUCCACCUCACCGUCACCCACACCAAUGUCAUGCCGUUCACGGCAUGCACUGUCAUCAUAACCAUCACGGCCAAGGUGGAUGAGGGCUUCACCGUCACAGCAGAGGAGAUCGUAGGAAGACUCAACUAUGUGUUGGAAUUGCAUAGCAGCUGCACUUCUACCGAAGAAAACUGAAACAAGAAAAUAUUACAUGUCAUAUGUAUAGUACGGAACAUAUUAUCCUGUAUAAUUAUAUUUGGAAGUGGUGAGAGGAAGUGCAUGCAGGCAUGCAUGUUUCCGACCAGAAUGUCUAGCAUAUUACAUUCGCAUGUUUCUGUGUAUGCAACGACACGAACUGCAAAAGCUUCCUGAAAGAUCAAGCCAAGUGGACAAUUCCAAACGAAAAUGACUGGGUCUGGCUGCACGUAAAUUGUGGAUAUUGCUUUCUGAAUAUCCUGGUAAUAAUAUCCAUUCAUCACGCGUGUACUAUGUAUGUAUACGCUACUACAAGGAAUCCUAGUUCUCCCGUCAGUCCAUAGAGUUGGUUUUGGGCAAAAAUUUCAGCCAGCAAAUAAUUAGAAAGGUCAUCUGU
This is a messenger RNA of Triticum dicoccoides, 1640 nucleotides long. Its product is annotated as transcription factor bHLH25-like. The record is from RefSeq and is a predicted model, not a curated record. NCBI's taxonomy places the organism in Eukaryota, Viridiplantae, Streptophyta, Magnoliopsida, Poales, Poaceae. Bases 149 to 1243 code for a protein of 364 amino acids. Gene Ontology annotation, molecular function: protein dimerization activity. The transcript has 4 exons.